Molecule: messenger RNA, 1515 nt
Organism: Lacerta agilis (Sand lizard)
Lineage: Eukaryota; Metazoa; Chordata; Lepidosauria; Squamata; Lacertidae
Gene: CERS6
Product: ceramide synthase 6
Exons: 11
Coding region: 156-1334 (392 amino acids)
Biological process (GO): ceramide biosynthetic process
Cellular component (GO): membrane
Molecular function (GO): sphingosine N-acyltransferase activity; DNA binding
Source: RefSeq, a predicted model, not a curated record
UUCAGGGCUUAUUUAAGCCGGCCACGCGCACACGCGAGCACAGGCGCGCGCGCGCAACGCAGGCAGCUGCUGAGCAUCCUUAGCAGCAGCAGCAGCAUCGGGCAGCCAGGGAUCCGGUGGGGGAGCAGCAGUAGCCCGAGCCAGACAAAGCAAAGAUGGCAGGGAUCCUCGCUUGGUUCUGGAACGAGAGGUUCUGGCUGCCGCACAAUGUCACCUGGGCGGAUCUGAAGAGCACCGAGGAAGCCACCUUCCCUCAAGUGGAGGACCUCUACCUGGCCUUCCCCCUGGCCUUCUGCAUCUUCAUGAUCCGCAUGGUUUUCGAAAGGUUUAUAGCCAAGCCAUGUGCCUUAGGCCUAAAAGUCCAGGCCAAUGGACCACGGAAAGCUCAGCCUAAUGCUAUUCUUGAAAAAGUCUUCACUGCAAUUACAAAGCAUCCAGACGAGAAGAGGCUCGAAGGGCUUUCCAAGCAACUGGAUUGGGACGUUCGCAGUAUUCAGCGCUGGUUUCGACAGAGACGCAAUCAGGAAAAGCCAAGCACUCUGAGAAGGUUCUGCGAAAGCUUGUGGAGAUUUACAUUUUACCUUUAUAUAUUCACCUAUGGAGCCAGACUCUUGAAAAAGAGUCCCUGGGUGUCGAACACUCGGCUGUGCUGGAUUGGAUACCCACAUCAGCCGCUGAUGCCUGAAAUGCAUUACUACUACGUAGUUCAGCUGUCGUUCUAUUGGUCCUUAAUGUUUUCUCAGUUCAUUGACAUCAAAAGAAAGGACUUUGGCAUCAUGUUUACCCAUCACAUCGUAACAGUCCUUUUGAUAACCCUCUCCUACACAGUCAAUUUCAUCCGAGUGGGGGUCCUGACUAUGUGUCUUCAUGAUGUAGUGGACAUUGUGCUGGAGGCAGCCAAAAUAGCAAACUACUGCAAGUAUCAAAAGUUGUGUGAUUUACUCUUCCUCUCGUUUGCUAUCAUUUUCAUGAUUACAAGGCUUGGAUUGUAUCCUUUAUGGGUAUUGAACACAACAAUAUUUGAACUGCCUGAAGUAGUUGGUGGCUUUCCUUCCUUGACGAUCUUUAUCACUUUACUUCUGGUACUUCAAGUUCUCCACUGUUUUUGGUCCUAUCUAAUAGUAAAGGCAGCCUAUAAAGCAAUUUUGAAAGGCAAGGCUGGGAAGUGGAACCCUUUGCAUUCGAAGGAUGACCGAAGUGACAUUGAGUCUAGUUCAGAUGAAGAGCCCACCACAGCUCCUCAUUCAAAGACCUCCCACAGCUCAGCCACCACUAAUGGGACGAGCGGAACAAACGGGUAUCUCACCGGGGGCAACUCCGCAGAGGAACACUAAUCCCUGGAUUAAACACGGAUACACGAACAAGACGAACUGUUUGCUACUGGAAGUCAAUCGGUUGUGAAUGCUGGGUUUUGUUUUUCGUUUCGUUUUGUCUUUUCUUCCUUCCCUUAUUCUUUUUGUUUCUCAACAUCAGAGAAAAACAAAACACAUGGAGUAUUUAAAGCUUCUGAUAGCG